Molecule: messenger RNA, 978 nt
Organism: Lingula anatina
Lineage: Eukaryota; Metazoa; Brachiopoda; Lingulata; Lingulida; Lingulidae
Product: guanylate-binding protein 1-like
Molecular function (GO): GTPase activity; GTP binding
Source: RefSeq, a predicted model, not a curated record
AUGGCCAGUUCGGAGCUGCGAAAACGAGGAUUCCGAGUGGAGCCCUUCACGAAGGACUGUCCGCAGUUGUCCAUUCCGUUGAUUUUACCCAACGAUUUCCUGUACAACCCCGAGAAAGGGUCGGUCCUGGACGUGGUUGGGGAGAGAAGACGACAGUUAAAUCUGAUCGAAAAAGCGGCAGAGUUGAUAGGUGGUAUAGAGGGCCCAGUCUGUGUGAUGGCCGUCUGUGGGGAACCCAUGACAGGAAAGGCGUAUGUAGUGUCCAGACUUCUUGGCUCUUCCAAAGCGUUUACUGUGUCUGCUGAGUUCAUGGUUCAGACAACCAAACCUUGUGGAGCAUGGCUAGGCACCAGCGUUCUUAAGAGUGAUGACGUCACAGUUGUUUUUCUGCAUGUCAAUUUAGAUUUUGAAGACGAUGCUGGGCUACUGUUAUCCACCCUGUUGAUCAGCUCUGUCGUCGUCUAUAACACCCUGGGAGUCCCAUCGAAAACGGAUCUGAACAAACUGAAAUUUCUUACAACGCUUGCAAAGAAUCUUAGCAUACAAGAGGGGCAGGUCGUCGCCGAUUUGAAAGAGUUCCGUUCUCACAUGCCUGAUUUCAUUUGGCUGUGCCGCGACGUCGAUAAAAAGUUGAUUUUACCGUCAACAAAGGAGGAGUUAUCAGCAAGCGAUUAUAUCUUAAGAGUGGUGUGUGGUCGUGACACGGCGGAGGACGAGCUGACCGAAGAAGACAGGACAGCCGAGGCCCUGGUCUCAGCGUUCUGCUCUGUGGAUGCUUUCUGCCUUCCUUGCCCAGGCCCAGAAGACGUGGUGGAGAAUAUCGCUAAACAUGCCGACAAAAUCAGCCCCAAGUUUACCAAAGAAUUGGAUAAGUUUCUGGAUGUCAUGGCACAGAAAAUUCGACCUAUAUAUGGAUUUACGGAUGGUUCUGCCCUUUCUGGUGAGACAGUGUACUAUUCGCUAUAUUACCUCCACUAG